This is a messenger RNA of Cornus florida, 1459 nucleotides long. RefSeq lists its product as uncharacterized. Lineage: Eukaryota; Viridiplantae; Streptophyta; Magnoliopsida; Cornales; Cornaceae. Gene Ontology annotation, molecular function: protein N-terminal-serine acetyltransferase activity; histone H4 acetyltransferase activity; histone H2A acetyltransferase activity. The record is from RefSeq and is a predicted model, not a curated record. Gene Ontology annotation, cellular component: nucleus. The transcript is spliced from 7 exons. The coding region runs from base 61 to 828 and encodes 255 amino acids.
GGUCCAAGCCCCACCCAACAAGGAAAUUUGGUAGAGAGAGAGAGAGAGAGAGAGGCAGCAAUGGAGGCGAAGGAACUGGUUGCGAACGGAAGCAACAGAGAAAAGAAGAUGAAAAGGAAAGAGAUACUGGAAAAGAAGAAAGCAAUCGAUGAAAUUAUCAAAGCAGCUUCUUCGUCCCACAGAGAUCACCUCGAUUCUUUCCAACCCUUUCGCCACUACAACAGAAACGGCUUGUCUGUAUACUUGGAAUCAGGUCGCGGGGAUAAGCUCUCCUCACCUUUAAAGCAACACAUCCAAAACCUGCUUAAGGUCAAUAUGGAAGAGAUGUAUGGAUCUGAGUGGCGUAAAGAAGAGAAGGUGAAGCGCCGGGAAAUGGUAGCUCCAGAAGCACGAUAUAUAUUUGUACACGAGGCUCCAAAUGAAAAUGCUAAUCAUAUUUCCACAAUGGUAGAAAAGGAAAUGUCUUUUUCUAAUAGCAUUGAUAAUAGGGGCCCCAUUGUCGGAUUUGUUCAAUUUCGCUUUACUAUAGAGGAAGAAAUACCCGUUCUUUAUGUCUAUGAGUUACAGCUUGAGCCUCAUGUUCAAGGGAAAGGACUAGGGAAAUUCUUAAUGCAACUAAUUGAGCUUAUUGCUCGUAAGAACCGCAUGGGUGCUGUGGUGCUAACUGUUCAAAAAGCAAACUUGUUAGCUUUGACUUUCUAUAUGAGUAAGCUUGGGUACUCUAUAUCAAGUAUUUCACCAUCAAGAAUUGAUCCAUUGAUAGGGCUCGAGAAAAAUUAUGAAAUUCUUUGUAAAGCAUUUGAUAACGAAGCUAAAGCAAUAUUAUGAAUGUGAGUUUGUUAGGGAGAUUUGAGGAUGGUUUUAUGAGUUGCUUCAGUUGAAUUUGCAAUGCUGCAAUUUUGAAGAGUUGGUAAAUUGUUGUGUCCAAAAAUUCAGUUCUAAUUCUGCAAAGCCAAAAUUUUACAGAAUUGUUUUCUCUGUUGUGAUUUGGGCAAUUUAUAAUGAGAGGAACUCCAGCUAUCAUAAGGGCUGCCACAGGAAUGCUGAGGAUGUUGCUAGAGCUGUGUUGUUUGAAGUUCUUGAUGUUGCUGGACUCCAUUAUACUGAUGUUAUCUGCUACAUUUGAUAUUUUCUUACGUUCCUUUAUUUCCAUUUGUAUUGGAAAUGGGCUUCCGACGUUUUAUUGUAAAGCAAGGGAACGCCCCUACUGUUUUCUUUGUAUAUCAUAGUAGUAUUGAUUAAUUAAACAAAAUGUAAAACACAUGCAUAUCAUAGUCCCCGAACAUGUAAAAAUUUAUCGAUUGUUGGGUGCUUGGUAACAGUGGGCUACUUGAAAAGCUGAGGUACUAACUGAAAUACUUCUAUGACUCUGUUUUUGGUACAUUAGCUGCGGUAUUAGCAUUUAUGAGUAUGUUUGGAAUACUAAAAGAUGGAGUGGAUUUGAUUAUUGAUUUUUCUU